Myiozetetes cayanensis is the source of this 2431-nucleotide messenger RNA. It is a transcript of the gene DBF4, whose product is annotated as DBF4 zinc finger. The record is from RefSeq and is a predicted model, not a curated record. Gene Ontology annotation, molecular function: nucleic acid binding; zinc ion binding; protein serine/threonine kinase activator activity. The coding region runs from base 134 to 2266 and encodes 710 amino acids. Gene Ontology annotation, biological process: regulation of cell cycle phase transition; positive regulation of nuclear cell cycle DNA replication. Gene Ontology annotation, cellular component: Dbf4-dependent protein kinase complex; nucleus. The transcript has 12 exons. NCBI's taxonomy places the organism in Eukaryota, Metazoa, Chordata, Aves, Passeriformes, Tyrannidae.
CGGCCCGGCCGUUGGCGGUGGCAGCUCCGGGCCCGGCGGAGGCGGGAAGGGCCGUGAGGGGUCCGGGCAGCCCGUGCUGCCCCCGCAGGUAGCGGCGGCCGCGGGGCAGGGGAGGAUGUGACUCCGCGGGAAGAUGAAGCCGAGCGCUGCUGAGGCCGCCGACAGAGCAGCUCGUCUCCCAGAUGGAAUACAAGCAAAAACAGAAAAGAUAAGAUCUUCUCUCAAGAAUGUGAAAAAAGAUACAGGAAAACCAGAGAAACUUAAAUAUAAGCCACUCACUGGGAAGCUGUUUUACCUCGAUAUCCCAUCCAAUGUGAUCUCUGAAAAAUUAGGAAAGGACCUCAAAGAGCUGGGAGGGAGGGUGGAGAGUUUCCUUAGUAAGGAUAUCAACUAUCUGGUGACUAAUAAAAAGGAGGCCAAAUUUGCACGAAGUCUUGGCGGCCAGAUUUCUCCUGUUCCUAGCCCAGAAUCUGCAGGUGUUGGGGGAAAUGGUUCACCUCAUCCUAGCAACCGAAAAGAUCAACGUGAUGGAAGUUCAUUGAAGUUGGUAGAUACAGUGCGUAUGAGCAGAGGGAAAUCCUUGGUUGAAAAAGCAAUCAAAGAACAGGAUUUAAUCCCCUCUGGUAGUAUACUGUCCAAUGCUUUGAGUUGGGGAGUGAAGAUACUUCAUAUUGAUGAUGUUAAGAAUUGUAUUGAACAAAAGAAAAGGGAGCUCUAUCUAAUCAAAAGAGGAGACAAUUCUUUUAAAGAUGUGGGAAAACAUGUUACUGCUCAAAAGACAAAAAGUAGACUGAAAAAUCCAUUUAUCAGGGUGGAAGAUGCAAGCCGCCAGUACCGACCGUUUUAUCUGCAACUACCCAGUUUUCCGUUUCUGAACUACUGUGUUCCGAAGCCAUAUAGUCCAUUUGAAGUGGAUAAGAAGUAUCCUUCUGGUCAAAAGCAAACUCAGUCUAAGCAAAGAAACAAAAUAAAUAGUGACAAGGACUGUGGAAUGCCUGCUCAGCUUCCUCAGAAGGACAAAAAAAAGAGAGGAUAUUGUGAAUGUUGUGGGAAGAAAUAUGAAGACCUGCAAACACAUCUUGAAAGUGAACGGCACCAAAAUUUUGCACAAAGCACACAAUAUAAAGUUGUUGAUGAUAUAAUCUCCAAGUUAGUUUAUGAGUUUGUUGCAUACAAAGAUGAUACAGCAAAAAUAAUAAGGACAAAAUGCAGCACAGGAUGUUUUUCUCCUAUUAUUGGAAAAAUAACUAGACCAGAUGAGCUGCAAGAACGACUGAAAAAGCAACGCAUUUCUUUGAAGACUUACUCCUGGAAGGAUACGGCAAUUCAGGCACUCAAACUGGAUUGCCAGCCUGCAGAAGUACAACAAAAUUCCUUGCCCACACCUACCCCUGUUCCUGCAUCUGGCUGUUCACUUCUUUAUUGUCACCCAUCACAACCUUCAGAACUAAAAAGUAAGUUCAGAAUUAAUGAUGAAAAUAUUAGAACUGAUUGCUCCUGUGCAGCAAACUUAAGAGAAACUGUUGAAUCAUCAAAUUCCAUACAACCGCCCCUUCAGAAAGACAACAAAGCACACACAGAGAACUUGUCUCGAGCUUACAAGCCAUUCAGCAAGGAAAUACUGCAACAAGAGGCAAAUAGGAAGAAUUUGCAGUGUUUUCAGGAAGGCAUGUGUUCUUUAGGUUCUCAUACUCAAGUUACAGAUUUUGGUGAAAAAGAUAAAAACCUAUCGCAACCAAAACAAGAAUUAAAUAAUGCAGUGGUUCUACCAGCAAAGCGUUUGAAAAAAGAAGAUGCCAAUCCUACGUUUGUCAAGGAACAUCAUGAUUUAUGUGAUAAUCAUCAGCAAAUGCAGCACAAUGUCGUUCUGGAGGCUGAGGUGUCUGAUACUGCCAUGAAUAAAGAAUUUAAUGCAUUGGCUGCCAGCGCUGCCUGCAGUUCACCAUCUGGAAAGCUGCACAGAAAAGUGAAACUUCACUUGGGAAGGAAUAAAAGAGAAACCCGGAAACAGAAUAUGCAGUUAAAUGUAAGGUGUACUGAUGGACUGUCUGUUCCUGAAGAGAAGAGAAGCACUUGUAGCUCACCACUGCAACCCCUAUUGGAAUUAUUUCAGACAAGUGAAAGAAACUCAGAAUUUGUAGGUUUCUCAGAUUACGCCGAAAGCAAAGGUUCAGUGAGCAUAAAUGACAUGUGUGAAGGGCAUAAUACAAAUGUUAUGUGGGCAUUAUUUUCCUCUUCAUCCUCAUCCCCGUUUGUUGGAUUUUAAUGCUGCUUUAUUUAAUGAAUUUUAAAUCAACUUGCCAAUUUAAGAUUCUUUUCAUGAAGACUUUAAUUGCUGUAGUAUAUGUACAGAUUUUUUGGUUUUCAAGUUCUUUAAUGCAAAAAGUUCCGUAUGUGUAAAUAUGAAAAAUAAAACUUAAGUUUGGUUUUA